Gymnodraco acuticeps is the source of this 2052-nucleotide messenger RNA. RefSeq names its product isoprenylcysteine carboxyl methyltransferase (gene icmt). The record is from RefSeq and is a predicted model, not a curated record. The transcript is spliced from 5 exons. Bases 38 to 913 code for a protein of 291 amino acids. NCBI's taxonomy places the organism in Eukaryota, Metazoa, Chordata, Actinopteri, Perciformes, Bathydraconidae. Gene Ontology annotation, biological process: C-terminal protein methylation. Gene Ontology annotation, cellular component: membrane; endoplasmic reticulum. Gene Ontology annotation, molecular function: protein C-terminal S-isoprenylcysteine carboxyl O-methyltransferase activity.
CGAUAUUUAGUUGGGCACACGGCACAGUACUUCCAUCAUGGCAGGCAGGAAGUUAGUGCUAGAAGGAAGAGUAAGUAUAAAAGCGUUUCUUUUAGGGCUCAGCGUGCUUGUAAUCCCAUUGAUCAGGACGUGUUACGGACAUGUUGACUGGGUCUUUGACUAUCUGACGGAAACUCCCGGGAAGAUAGUGAUUUGCAUCCACGUUGCGGUUAUCAACGGCCUCUUGCUGGUCGCUUACAGAGGACCGCUGUACAAGGUCGCAGUGAGAGCCUGCUUCCUGGGAGUGAUCUUCGGCUGUGGACUGAUAAUCAGCUGCUCUGAGACAACGUGGACACACUUCGGCUGGUACCUGUGCUCCUUGUCCUUCUUCCAUUACUCCGAGUACCUGGUGACAGCCAUCAUCAACCCCCACAGCCUCACCCUGGACUCCUUCCUGCUCAACCACAGUGUGGAGUACAGCCUGGCUGCCGUAUCAUCAUGGGUGGAGUUCACAGUGGAGAAGCUCACCUUUCCAGAGCUGAAGCAGCUGAACUGGCUGAGCGUUGUGGGUCUGCUGCUGGUGCUGUGUGGGGAGGCUCUGCGUAAGGCAGCCAUGUUGACGGCCGGCUCCAACUUCAACCACAUUGUGCAGAAUGAGAAGGCCCAGAGCCACGUGCUGGUUACCAGCGGGGUCUAUGCAUACUUCAGACACCCCUCCUAUGUGGGCUGGUUCUACUGGAGCACAGGCACGCAGGUCAUGCUGUGUAACCCGGUGUGUAUACUGGGCUACACGAUAGCCAGCUGGCGGUUCUUCCGGGAGCGCAUCGAGGAGGAGGAGCUCUCCCUCAUCCACUUCUUCACCGAGGAUUACGUGGAGUACAAGAAGAGGGUUCCCACCGGGCUGCCCUUCAUCUCAGGCAUCCGCGUCAACUAGUCCCAGCAGCUGGAUGCUGGAUGUAGACUUAAGCAUCAGGGCAGGUCAGACCUGGGGGGUGCUGCUCUACCAUGGCUUCGCCCUCCAGACGGCCCUGCAGCUCACAGCCUGAGUGACAGCAGGGGGGGGCAGGCAGCUGGGCUGCAGUUUUCUACCAACUUUUAAAAUCCAGUUAAAGACCAGACAACCUCCACUGUACUACAUGUUUUACUCUGUUUCUGUUUGCAUGCUUCCACCAUGCUUAGUGCUCUCACUGAUGAAGACUGAUUCUGCACUGGCCUCUGUGCCAUCACAUAUCAUCACACAGGGAGAAAUGACCAAAUAUUUAAGAAGUCCCCACCACUGUCCUUUAGUCAACAUUUCACUGUCUCUAUUCACUGUUUGCAUUGUUAACGUAUAAAGAUUAAAGAAUAGAUAUCGUCAGUCAGUGACGCCCUUCAGAAGAGCUCUUCACAGAUCCACUCCACGUCUAGUAUCUGGAGCCAUCCCUGAGGGCGGGUCACAGUGACGUUUUAGAGGUGUCAGGUCUACUAGGGCUCUCGGACUCCACAGCAGGUUUAAGCUACAUAUUUCCAGUAGUGUCCCUAAUAAUAUGUACUUUUUAAGGGUGGAUAAGCCUCUCGUACAGAAUAGAUGUUCCACUGAAACCUGAGAUGUUAGAGUUCUUCAGAGUCAGUAGCUCUUUAUCACCAGUGCAUCCAAAUAGCAGUAAAGGGACAAUAGGUGACAUUAGAUUUUGUAUUUAAGAAUAUAUCUUCAAAAGCAUUAUUUAACAAUGAUUAAAUUAAGAAAAUGUGGAACAGUAUAUGUUUCUCUCUGGUUUUUGGGACCUACAUAUGAUUUGUGUGGAAGGGGCGAGGGGGGGGUGGGGCUUAGGGGUCCUCUCAGGCUCCCCCCAUAAUGCCCACCACUGGAGGAAUAUUGGGUACCCACCACAGUGGUCCCAUUGGACACACACACAUAAUGCUGUCUAUACACACACAUUCAGUUAAGGAUACAUGUGUGUAAGCACAUGUGUUUAGGGGUGAUGAGUGUGUAAAGUGACACACCUGUAGCACAUGUGUGGAGGCUGGCGUAAUGAUAGGGCUGCACAACACUUUAUCAUGGGCCUGUAUUAAAGACAUUGUACCUGACUGAAA